UUCCCUAUGUUAGUAAAACAAUCUUUGGCCUUGCAUCUUGCAACUCUCACUCUUAUCUUUCUGCAUCUCCUCAACCCCUUCUUGUUAUGUCUUCUACAAUUCUACCAUUUCAGUUACUAACCCCUAAAUCCACCAUCAUCCCCACCUCAAACCCACCUUUCAAAACCUUAACUUUUCCUCAUUUUUCAUCAUGUCUCUCUCACACAAACAAGAUUUCAGUCAUUUCACCUCACAAAUUAGCCCAUUUUGCUGCCCACACCUCAGAUUGGUCACAACAAGUCACACAAGAAAGUGAAAAAGAAGAAGACGUAGAAGAAGAAUCAUAUUCAGAGCCACCUGAGGACGCAAAGAUUUUUGUGGGUAAUUUGCCUUAUGAUCUUGACAGUGAGAAAUUGGCUGAGCUCUUUAGUUCUUCUGGAGUUGUUGAGAUUGCUGAGGUGAUUUAUAAUAGGGAUACUGAACAGAGUAGAGGGUUUGGGUUUGUGACAAUGAGUACAGUUGAAGAAGCUGAGAAAGCUGUGGACACUUUCAAUGGAUAUGAUUUAAGUGGGAGGCUUCUUACCGUAAACAAAGCUGCACCAAGAGGUUCACAACCGGAAAGACGGGUAGUAGCAAGUUCGUUUAAAAUCUACAUGGGUAAUCUGGCAUGGCAGGUGGAUAACGGUCAGCUUGAGCAGGCGUUUAGUGAACAUGGGAAGGUGGUAGAUGCACGCGUCAUUUAUGAUCGUGAAACUGGACGUUCACGUGGGUUUGGCUUUGUAACGAUGGCAAGUGAGACGGAAAUGAACGACGCUAUCGCUGCGCUAGAUGGACAGAGUUUGGAUGGGAGGGCAAUCAGGGUAAAUGUUGCAGAGGAUCGUCCUAAGCGUACCUUCUUUUAAAGGUUGCAGAGUAGCUGAUCUAUUUUCGGUUAACAAAAUCAUACGCGGAUUGGUGGGGGUGUGUAAAACGAGUGAAGAAACAACAAUGAAUCUCAACUCGACAAUGAAUAUUUUUAUUGAUCUUCAUAUAAUAAUUAAAUCGCCGAGUUGUUACUGAUUCAUGCAGUUUAUUAGUUAUCACAUUUAAUUUCUUA
This is a messenger RNA of Helianthus annuus (common sunflower), 1075 nucleotides long. Its product is annotated as 28 kDa ribonucleoprotein, chloroplastic. The coding region runs from base 87 to 881 and encodes 264 amino acids. NCBI's taxonomy places the organism in Eukaryota, Viridiplantae, Streptophyta, Magnoliopsida, Asterales, Asteraceae. The transcript has 4 exons. Gene Ontology annotation, cellular component: cytosol. The record is from RefSeq and is a predicted model, not a curated record. Gene Ontology annotation, molecular function: mRNA binding.